This is a messenger RNA of Acyrthosiphon pisum (pea aphid), 1941 nucleotides long. RefSeq names its product ubiquitin carboxyl-terminal hydrolase calypso. Bases 84 to 1601 code for a protein of 505 amino acids. NCBI's taxonomy places the organism in Eukaryota, Metazoa, Arthropoda, Insecta, Hemiptera, Aphididae. Gene Ontology annotation, molecular function: cysteine-type deubiquitinase activity. Gene Ontology annotation, cellular component: cytoplasm. The transcript has 3 exons. The record is from RefSeq and is a predicted model, not a curated record. Gene Ontology annotation, biological process: protein deubiquitination; ubiquitin-dependent protein catabolic process.
UGAUGUAUGAUAAUUGAUAAUAAUAAUUUCUGUAAAAUUCAAAAUUCAAAUUCUUAUUAAUUUGUUAUGUUAACUUCGUUAAAAUGCCAGUGGAUUUACAUAGGCUCAUCCAAGGAUGGUUGGAAUUAGAAAGCGAUCCUGGUUUGUUUACUUUGCUUUUAGAAGAUUUUGGAGUGAAAGGAGUUCAGCUAGAAGAGAUUUAUGACCUUCAGAAACCAUUGGACGGUCCAGUUUAUGGUUUUAUAUUUUUGUUCCGAUGGAUUGAGGAGCGUCGUAGCCGCAGAAAAAUUGUAGACCAAACAGACAUAUUUGUCAAAGAUGACGACGCUAUUAACAGUAUAUUUUUUGCACAGCAAAUGAUACCUAAUAGUUGUGCUACUCAUGCCCUGCUGUCUGUUUUGCUAAACUGCUCAGAUAUACAUCUAGGUGAGACAUUGGGACAUCUUAAGGAACAUACUCGGGGUAUGAAUCCAGAAAAUAAAGGAUGGGCUAUUGGAAACACUCCUGAAUUAGCACGAGCACACAAUUCACAUGCUAUGCCAAAAAGUAGACCACGUAUGGAUAAGACACCGGGAUUAACAACUGGACGGUUUACCGGUGAGGCAUAUCACUUUGUCAGUUAUGUACCCAUUAAUGGUCAUUUAUAUGAAUUGGACGGAUUGAAACCAUAUCCCAUGGACCAUGGGCCUUGGGCUGAAGAAGAAGAUUGGACUGAAAAGUUUAGAAGAGUGAUAAGUGAUCGACUUGGAGCAGCAGCUGAGUAUAGUGAUAUACGAUUCAAUCUGAUGGCUGUUGUUCCAGACAAACGAUUAGCUAUUACCCACAAAUUAAAUAUGCUCAAAACAAAUAGACGAAUUGUAUUAGAAGCUUUACAACAACUUGUACUAGUAGAUGAUUUUGAAAAAAAAAGAAAAAUCAAUGAUAAUGAUCAAUCACCAAAAUGUGUAAAAAAAGACAUUUCACCCAUUCCUGGCACUUCAAAAGACUAUAAUGAAGAAAAGACCUGUCCAGAAUCAGAUAAUAUUGUAGUAAUCCGUGUACAAUCAUCAAGUAGUGGGUCAGAAGGUGACGGAAAUCCAAAAGACAUAAAAAGUGUAUGUCUAGAAGCAGGAGCUAUGCCUAAAGGAUGGGAAACACCUUCAAGUCAUUCUUCAGAUAAAGAAGAUAAUAAUGAUCAAAAAUUGGAAAAUAAUAUAAAAUCCAAUCAUACAUUUUCUCCUAAAGACUUAUUGGCUCUAGUCAAAAAUUUAGAACUUGAAAUAAACAUGAGUGAAGGUAUCUUACGAGAGGAGAAUGAAAAACGUAAUAAAUAUAAAAUUGAUGAUUGUCGACGUACACACAAUUAUGAUCAGUUUAUAUGCACGUUUUUAACUAUGUUAGCCCAAAAAGGUAUAUUACCUGAUUUAGUUCAACAACACUUGGGCGCACAAAAAAAAAAUACAAGUGCACAGCUUUCACUUUCUGUACAAUCUCAAUCUACAAAUCAAACACAGGUGAAAUCAAAAUCCAAUAAACCAAAUUCAAAAAGUAAUACAGCGUCAACUACAACAAGGCUCAGGACAAAACGCAAGAAAACUACUAAAAAAGGACGUAAAUCAUGACAGGUCAUUAUUAUUACUCGAGAAUAUUUCACUUGAGUGCUUCGUGUAUUGUUGGUGGAAGUAAAUCUUUAUGCCUAUUGUAGGUCUUUCUCCAUUUAUAGUUGUUAUAAUACAUCACUGCUAUUAACAUUGUUAUCAAUCUAUAGUUUUUAAAUAUAAUAAGCAAUUUAUAAUAUGUUUAAUGGCUUUGUCAUUAAAUUAAAACAUACUAACUUAUUUUACAUUAGUCAUAACUCAUAAAUAAUGUAUACUUUACCUGAAAGAAUUUGAGAUGAGAAGCUUACUUAUAACUAAUAUUUGCUGUUCCUCUUGUUAAAUUUCUACGGGAAUAGUGAUACAA